Molecule: messenger RNA, 703 nt
Organism: Bombus impatiens (common eastern bumble bee)
Lineage: Eukaryota; Metazoa; Arthropoda; Insecta; Hymenoptera; Apidae
Product: protein POLR1D
Exons: 2
Coding region: 75-305 (76 amino acids)
Source: RefSeq, a predicted model, not a curated record
GAAAGAUAUAAAUUAACGAGAAAGUUCUCAUGUUUUGCGUGCAAGGGUUGAGAAAAUUAUAAAAUAUUGAGAAAAUGGAUGACGAAACAUUAAACAGACUCGCAGUUGAGGCAUUAUUAGAAGAAGCUAAGAUUGGGGCAAAAAGAGCAGAAAUAAUGGGACCCAGUGGAUGGAUAAAACCAAAGGAAUCUAUUAAUAAAAGAUUUCUUCAUUCAACAUUACGUAAUGUUGUUCUUUCAAACAAAUAUCAAUUAAAAAGAAGAAGUGAGAAAAAAUUGCAUAUAUCUGACAGUACAUUAAAGUAAUUUUUAUUUUUUGCUCUUAGUAUAAGUAUUAGUUCUUUGCAACAUUCUUUACUGCCCUAUUAAUUUAGGAUUAAAUCAUUCAGUAUCAUGAAAAUCUAUGUCAUUUAGUACCUAUUAAGUAAUUGUAAGUUUCAUUUUAAGCUGAAUAAGUGUAAUAUAAAAGGCAUUCACUUAAAUAUAAUGAAAAAAAAUUAGUCACCAACGAUAGUUAAAGUGAUGGAAUAAAUUGAUACAGAUUUAAAGAUGCUGAAAAUUGUAACUAAUACAAAAUUUGAUAAAUACAAGUAAUUGAAAGAGAAUUUUAAGCAUGAAAGUAUUACAUAAUAUAGCAAAAUGUGAUGUAAUGUAAUGUACAAUGUAAAGUAGUAAUAAGGACUGAAUAAAUAAAUUACAAUAUA